Helianthus annuus (common sunflower) is the source of this 1546-nucleotide messenger RNA. Its product is annotated as general transcription factor IIH subunit 2. Gene Ontology annotation, molecular function: zinc ion binding. The transcript is spliced from 4 exons. The record is from RefSeq and is a predicted model, not a curated record. Gene Ontology annotation, biological process: nucleotide-excision repair; regulation of transcription by RNA polymerase II; DNA-templated transcription. Bases 81 to 1337 code for a protein of 418 amino acids. Lineage: Eukaryota; Viridiplantae; Streptophyta; Magnoliopsida; Asterales; Asteraceae. Gene Ontology annotation, cellular component: transcription factor TFIIH core complex; transcription factor TFIIH holo complex.
CUGCUACACUCAUGAUGAGUGAGUAAAACCCUCAAAAAAAAAAAAAAAGAAAAAAAACAAAACCAGAGGAAGAAUUAGCGAUGAGCAACAACGGCAAACGGAAGCCGGUGAACGAAGAAGAAGACGACGACGAAGAAGACGGAAACGAGAGAGAUCUCGAAGCAUGGGAGAAAGCAUACGCCGAUGAAAGAUCAUGGGAGUCACUCCAGGAAGACGAAUCUGGACUCCUUCGUCCCAUCGACAAUCAAGCGUUGCAUCACGCGCAGUAUCGCCGUCGCCUCCGCUCACUCUCCUCCGCCUCAGCCGCCUCACGUAUUCAAAAGGGUCUUAUUCGCUAUCUCUACCUUGUUAUCGAUCUAUCUAAGGCAGCUGGAGAGAUGGAUUUACGCCCAAGCCGAAUGGUGGUAGUUGCUAAACAAGUAGAGGCUUUCAUACGCGAGUUCUUUGACCAAAACCCGUUAAGUCAAAUCGGUCUAGUAGUUAUAAAAGACGGGGUCGCUCAGUGCUUAACUGAUCUCGGCGGCAGUCCCGAGUCUCACAUCAAAGCCCUAAUGGGAAAACUCGGGUGCUCGGGUGAAGCGUCCCUUCAAAACGCUUUAGAACUUGUACACGAGCAACUAAAUCAAAUCCCGUCGUACGGUCAUCGGGAAGUUAUUAUUUUGUAUUCGGCUUUGAGUACUUGUGAUCCCGGAGAUGUGAUGGAGACCAUUCAGAAGUGCAAGAAAUCGAAGAUUAGGUGUUCGGUUAUUGGUCUCUCUGCGGAAAUUUAUAUAUGCAAGUAUUUAUGCCAAGAGACCGGAGGAUUAUACUCCGUUGCUUUGGAUGAGGCGCAUUUAAAGGAUCUAAUAUUAGAGCAUGCGCCGCCACCACCAGCUAUAGCGGAAUUCGCUAUAGCUAAUUUAAUAAAAAUGGGAUUCCCACAAAGAGCCGCGGAGGGUGUUAUCUCUAUAUGUUCAUGCCAUAAAGAAGCUAAAUUUGGCGGAGGGUACAUUUGUCCAAGAUGCAAAGCGCGUGUUUGUGAGCUACCAACCGAGUGUCGUAUUUGUGGUUUGACACUUGUUUCCUCUCCACAUUUGGCACGGUCGUAUCACCAUUUGUUUCCCGUAACACCUUUUGACGAUGUUGCCCCUAUGCUUGUGCCUAAUCAACAUCGUCGACCGAAGAGUUGUUUCGGUUGUCAACAGUCUCUUUUGAAUCCUGGAAACAUGCCGGUUCGUUGUGUUACUUGCCCUAAAUGCAAACAAUUCUUUUGCCUUGAUUGUGACAUAUACAUUCAUGAGAGUUUGCAUAACUGUCCGGGGUGCGAAAGCUUACGAGACUCCAAAUCGGUUAAUUGAUUUUAGUUUUAAAACCGGAGAAAUGAUGCAUGAAAUUUGUGUAUUCCAUUUUGUUUGUUGUUCUUAUAUGCUGCCUUCUGAACCGUUCUUUAUAUCGUGUAACUUGUAAGCAUGGUUACUGAUAGGAUUUUGAUCCAGAAGAACAAGGGAUUUUUACUUUUUUUCUUUGUUAUAUUUAUUUAGACGAAAGAUUUCGUUGAGUUUCUAAA